AGGUAAUCGUUCACAAAUUGACUCUGGCUCUUUCUCCCAUGGUUUUUUCCUUCAGAAAAACAAAUGGAAGAUUUUGGAGUGAUAACGGUUUGACUUCUUUAGGUGUUAUGGGAAGCCUGACUCAAUUGGGUUACCCAGAAUGACCUCUGAAGUGACUCAUGUGUUGCACUGUUCUAAGUCGGUCUCACAGGUGGUCCUUUUUUUUUCAGGUACCUCUUCCUCCUGGCUGGAGGAGGCACCCUGGCCUGGGCUGCUAUGGGUUCCUUGGCUCUGCUUGUCUUCAUCCCUGCUCUGUGCUCUGUGGUUCUGAUCUACUCACUGGGCCCACGGGAAGUGCACAGGUGGACUUUCUUCUUUCAGAUGAGCUGGCAGACGCUGUGUCACCUGGGUCUGCACUACACUGAGUAUUAUCUGCAAGAACCUCCUUCUAUGAGGUUGUGCAUCACUCUUUCUUCCCUCAUGCUCUUGACCCAGAGGGUCACAUCCCUCUCACUGGAUAUUUGUGAGGGAAAAGUGGAGGCAGCACCAGGAGGCAUCAGGAGCAGGAGCUCUUUGUUUGAGCAUCUGUGUAAGGCACUGCCCUACUUCAGCUACUUGCUCUUUUUCCCUGCUCUCCUAGGAGGCCCUCUGUGUUCUUUCCAGAGAUUUCAGGCUCGUGUUCAAGGGUCCAGCUCUUUGUGUCCCAGGCACUCUUUCUGUGCUCUGACCUGGAGGGGUCUGCAGAUUCUGGGACUAGAGUGCCUAAAGGUGGUUAUGAGGGGGGUGGUGAGUGCAGGCGCGGGACUGGCCGACUGCCAGCAACUCCAGUGCAUCUGUGUCAUGUGGUCCACAGCUGGGCUCUUCAAACUCACCUACUACUCCCACUGGCUCCUGGAUGACUCCCUCCUCUGUGCAGCGGGCUUUGGAUCUGAGUUUGGUCAGAGCCCUGGGGAGGAGGGAUACAUCCAUGAUGCGGACAUUUGGACAUUGGAAACAACCCACAGGAUAUCCCUGUUCACGAGAAAGUGGAACCAAAGCACAGCUCGGUGGCUCAGACGCCUCAUUUUCCAGCAUGGCAGGGCCUGGCCGUUGUUGCAGACCUUUGCCUUCUCUGCCUGGUGGCAUGGACUCCAUCCCGGACAGGUGUUUGGUUUCCUUUGCUGGGCUGUGAUGGUGGAAGCUGACUACCUGAUUCACACCUUUGCCAAUUUGUUUAUCAGAUCCUGGCCGAUGCAGCUGGUCUAUAGAACUGUCACUUGGGCCCACACCCAACUCAUCAUUGCCUACGUAAUGCUGGCCGUGGAGGUCAGGAGCCUCUCCUCUCUCUGGCUGCUGUGUAAUUCUUACAACAGUGUCUUUCCUAUGGUGUACUGUAUUUUGCUUUUUCUGUUAGCAAAGAGAAAGUAUAAAUUUAACUGACAUCUUUCCCCAGCCUUCGUCUUAUACAUCCAUGACACAGAAUUUAGAAAGUGACAGAUGGUGCGUUGUAGAUGCAUAUGUUUGAACUUUUCCAUAAUAAAAGGUUUUUUUAAGUAUUGCAUGAAUAUACCUGAUAUCUUGCCAUAGUAAUUUGCGUGUCUAUUUUAGCAAGCUAUUAUACUGGUACAGAGGAUCCCCAAAAGAAAAAAGAUGUGGUUUCUUCCCUUGUAGUUUACAGUUUCAGUGUAGAGCAGUUUAAGUAAAGCGAUACAUAAAAACAUAAGGUACUAUGAACCAAAUGGCAAAUGGUAUAUACAUGGACUUCUAAAAAUUGAGUGUCCGAUUGGUCCACUUGAUCCUGGCAUGUGAGUUUAGCAAGACAAAAACACCAACGAAACAACACUUAAAUCCCAUUAUAUUGGCUUGUUACAUGAACUAGAGACUCAUCCUUAUUAAGCUGAAAAAUUUGGUCUAAGAAUGAAAAGGCUGAUAUUAUUUCAGAGAUAUGUUAAUAAACUGAAAAUGCAGCUAAGACUUGAUAACCACUUACGUAAUUAUUAAAUAUAAAACUGAUUCAUGAAAUAUGUCACAUGAAGAGACCUGUAACAAGAAGCAAGCACUGUUUUAGCACAACUUUGAGGGUCUGGUUCCUUUUUCUCAACAUAUCCUAAAUAAUUCCCUCUGUUCCUUCCUCUGUGAGGAUUUAAAAUACACUGAGAGAAAGAUGUCGCACCUCCAAGUUACAGUGAAGCAAUGCCAUUUAACUAGCACUUUCACCACCCUACCCAUCUGCAGGCCUCCUGGACUAGUAUAUAAUUACUAGUUUUCUUUAAAUCAACUUUAACUCCACUUACUUUAAAAGCCUUCCCUCUUUUUAAGAACUGGCAUUGGUGAAAACUGGGUUUAGUGUCCUAAUUAUAUUUUAUUCUAGUACUCACUAAAAGAAACACAUACUUGUUUAAAUGAAAGAUGUGUAUUUGUGUACUGCUUAAAAUCACCUGCUUACCCAGGAUUACAUCUCCUCUACCAUAGGAAGCAUUGUACAAUUAUCUAAACUUCCCAAACCAAUCAUUUUCAUCCUUCUCAAAAUAUAAAAUUGCAAGCUUUUACUAUUUAAAGCCUGACAAAAAUAAUACUAAGUUAGAAGUCAUAGGUCACUUAGCAAGUUCUUGGUCAAUAUCACUCACUAACAUGAAGAGAGCAAACAUCCUAGUCUUAGCACACAGACUAUCUAACACAACAAGCAGCGAGGACUUGGAUGAACAGAUGGCAUGGGCGUUCUGUUCCAUGGCUGGCCUGAAUCAUCACAAUACUCUACUCCUCACACCACAGUCAGUAGCUUAAAGGAGACAACACAGACCAAUUGGGUUUCCCAGGAUUGGGGACAAUAGACAAGGGGGAAAUGGUAGACAUAGUCAAGGGCGUUUUGAAUGACUCCAGGAGCAUUACGAACAUGUUACUAAACUAAUGAUCCUUAUUGAGAUUCCAACCGGAAAGGCAAGUGGGGUGGUGGUGGUAGUGUAGUAAGUUGGGAGAAAAUUUAAAUAAUCAUUGCAGCACUAUUUAUUAUAGAAAAAGAAAAUAGUCAACAUUAGCAGAAUAGUUAAGCAAAUUAUGAUAGACUACAGAGCUAUUAACAAUGGGUGCUUUUCAGAGAGGCACUUCUGGGGAGCUGACUACAUGUAUGUAUGUGUCAGUUUGUGAAAAUCCUUAGAACUCCACACUUAAGAUACACGUAAGUUCUGUAGUAUGUUACACUUCAAUCAUUUUUAAGUGAGUGGUUUUAAUGUUUAGGGAAAUGCUUAUGAGAGAAUGUUCAAUUUUUAAAAUUAGUUGCUUAGUAGUCUUUUGAAAUGCAAUUCAGUCUCCAAAUUUAUGGCCCUUGGUCUCUGUUGAUGGCCAAGGAUAAUUCCUGCUCCUCUGAUUGGUUAAAACUAGAACAUCUAUUUCCAUCCCUUCUAUUUGCAACCUAGAGGAAGGGUUUCAUGAAGCUGGACAGGAUAAAGAACAGUGAGAUUUGAGAGACUUCAAUCUCAGGGAAAAAAGUCAAAGCCCGCAGGAACCAUCUGUCUGCAGAAAUGUGAUCCUGGGAUCCAAGAAGGGUAAAGAAUAGGGAGAAUGGAUCUUCUUCCAGUCUUCAUUUCCUUUGUUAAGACUUAACUCCUGUUCCAGACUCCUGCCCCAGAUGCUCCCUCAGUAAUUGGCAACUUUAGUUUUCCUUUCCUUCAAUUACUGAUUCUGUCACUCCCAAGACUCUACCCAUUGCCUGUUUCCCUUGGAUACAUGACUGGUAGCACCUGCUUAUUCACCUCUCUUAUUAAUCUCAUGGCUCUGACUUGCUUCCAGAACUGGAUUUGAUGUUUUUCUUCUCGUUUGAUAUAGAAGUCGCCCCCAGGCCUCCCCUGCUUUAUGUCUUGUUCUGGCCCAUUUGUUGGCCCAAACAGAACAGUAUUUUGACAAAUCAUGCUUAUCUUCUACAAAUGCAAGGAAGGGGCCAACAGCCUGUAGACAGGAGCCCUGGACAAGUGAAUCAGGUUCUGUGGGCCAAGUAUUAGUGCUGAGCGACUCAUUGAAACAGCCCCCAGUGGGCAUACGUAUCCUGACCCCUGGCCUCCCACCUUUUAUCAAUCACUCUGAAGGGCUUGGUAGGAGCCAUUACUGUAACAUUUUUUGGGGGUUUGGUAGAAGGGGACCCUAUCCAGUUGUUUGAAAAUAUCAUUGUGUGCAAUUCUGGUGAUUAAGAAACCCCUGAAAAUGGGAUAAGCCAUGAUAACUGCAAAGCUCAGAAUCCUGGCAAAGCUUAAUCAGAAAAUUAUUUAACAGAAAGCCACAAAAUGUGUCUUCCUAAGAGCACCAAGGAACUACAGAUACCAUUAUUUGUGAAAUGGCAUUACCUAAUAAAUGUUCCAUGGAAACUUAAGGUCACCUCUUGACCUAUUAUUUUGGAUAAGCUAGGCUCACGUCCCCCUAAUGCAUAGGUAACCCCUCACCUGUGCUGGUUUUACUCUGUUGGCAGGUGCCGUGACCAAUAGGUAGCCAGUGGAUCUAAACUGGAACCCAGACUUGGCGAUCCACCCUAAUUGUUAAACUUCUCCACAGGAGACAAUCCAGUCUUGGUUUUUUUUUACCCAUGUAGUUUUAUAAAGCAGACACAGGGAGAGUUCACUGAUACACAUCCAAUCCUUGUUCAUCAAUUCCAUGAGAACAUGGGAAAGGAGGCCCAGAUGGAGAAUUUUGAGGAGUUUGUCAUGGCAAGGAUUAGAUCUUUCCAACCAGGUAAGUGCCAAGGAAGCCAAGUUUUACCUCUGUCCA
Messenger RNA from Rhinolophus ferrumequinum (greater horseshoe bat), 4710 nucleotides. RefSeq names its product membrane bound O-acyltransferase domain containing 4 (gene MBOAT4). The record is from RefSeq and is a predicted model, not a curated record. Gene Ontology annotation, cellular component: endoplasmic reticulum membrane. Gene Ontology annotation, biological process: lipid modification; peptidyl-serine octanoylation. NCBI's taxonomy places the organism in Eukaryota, Metazoa, Chordata, Mammalia, Chiroptera, Rhinolophidae. Gene Ontology annotation, molecular function: serine O-acyltransferase activity. The transcript is spliced from 2 exons. The coding region runs from base 256 to 1398 and encodes 380 amino acids.